CGUCCCUCUUGCCAGACCCGGAAGGUCCCCCGGGCCGCCGCGCCAUGGCCGGAAAGCUGGCGGGGGGCUCCGGAGAGGCGGGCCCCGAGGGCUCCCCCGUCGCCCGCAGAACCUGGGCCAGCCGCAAAGAAGGAGGAGGAGGAGGAGGAGGAGGAGGGUGCCACUGGGGCGCCCCCCCGGCCGUCGCCAUGGCGAAGCGGGAGUCCAGCUCUAGCCCGGUGGUGCGGCAGAUCGACAAGCAGUUCCUAGUGUGCAGCAUCUGCCUGGACCGCUACCACAACCCCAAGGUGCUCCCCUGCCUGCACACCUUCUGCGAAAGGUGUCUCCAGAACUAUAUCCCGCCCCAGAGCCUGACCCUCUCCUGCCCCGUCUGCCGCCAGACCUCCAUCCUGCCCGAGAAGGGGGUGGCCGCCCUGCAGAACAACUUCUUCAUCACCAACCUCAUGGAGGUGCUGCAGCGCCAGCCCGACAGCGCCAGCCACGAAGAUGCGGCCGCCGCCAUGCUGGACUCUGUCAGCGCUGUGCCUGGAAAAUCUCUCUCCUGCCCCAACCACGAGGGGAAGAUGAUGGAGUACUACUGCGAGUCGUGCGAGACGGCCAUGUGCCACGAGUGCACGGUGGGGGAGCACCGGGAGCACGUGACGGUGCCACUGCGGGACGUGGUGGAGCAGCACAAGGCCUCCCUGCGCCAGCAGCUGGAGGCCAUCAAGAGCCGCCUGCCUCAGUUGACUGCGGCCAUCGGGCUGGUCUCCGAGAUCAGCCAGCAGCUGGUGGAACGCAAGAACGAUGCGGUGGCCGAGAUCGGGAGCACUUUUGCCGAACUGGAGAAGGCGCUGCACCAGCGGAAGGGGCUGCUUGUGCGGGACCUGGAGGCCCUGUGUGGAGCCAAGCAGAAGGUGCUGCAGGCACAGCUGGACACGCUCCGACAGGGCCAGGAGAACAUCCUGAGCAGCUGCAGCUUCACGGAGCAGGCCCUGGACCACGGCUCCGAGACAGAGGUCCUGCUGGUCAAGAAGCAGAUGACCGAGCGCCUGAGCGAGCUGGCCGGCCGCGACUUCCCUGAGCAGCCGCACGAGAACGCCCAGGUGGACUACGUGGUGGAGGCGGAGGGCGUGCGCAAGUCCAUCCUCAACCUGGGCGUCCUGCUGACCACCAGCGCCAUCGCCCACAAGACGGUGGCCACGGGGGAGGGCCUUCGCCACGCCGUGGUGGGCCAGGCCGCCUCGCUGACCGUCACCACCAAGGACAAGGAUGGGGAGCUGGUGCGCAGCGGGAGCGCCUGCCUGCAGGCUGAGGCCACGGCGCCCGACGGCUCGGCCCUGGGCCACGAGGUGCUGGACAACAAGAACGGCACCUACGAGCUGCUCUACACGCCGCGGCACGAGGGAGACCACCUGCUCUCCAUCCGCCUCUACGGGCAGCCCAUCCGCGGCAGCCCCUUCCGGGUGAAGGCCGUCAAGGCCUCCGACGUGCCGCCCUCCCCAGACGACGUCAAGCGCCGCGUCAAGUCCCCCAGCAGCGGGCACAUCCGGCAGAAGGCUGUGCGGCGCCCCUCCAGCAUGUACAGCAGCGGCAAGAAGAAGGAGAACCCCAUCGAGGAUGAGCUCAUCUUCCGCGUGGGGAGUCGCGGUCGGGAGAAGGGCGAGUUCACCAACUUGCAGGGCAUCUCCACCUCCAGCAGCGGGCGCAUCGUGGUGGCAGACAGCAAUAACCAGUGUGUGCAGGUCUUCUCCAACGAGGGCCAGUUCCGCCUGCGCUUUGGGGUGCGGGGCCGCUCCCCAGGCCAGCUGCAGCGCCCCACGGGGGUCACCGUCGACCUGAACGGAGACAUCAUCAUUGCGGACUACGACAAUCGCUGGGUCAGCAUCUUCUCCCCCGAGGGCAAGUUCAAGACCAAAAUCGGAGCCGGCCGCCUGAUGGGCCCCAAGGGGGUGGCCGUGGACCGCAACGGGCACAUCAUUGUGGUGGACAACAAGGCCUGCUGUGUCUUCAUCUUCCAGUCCAAUGGGAAGCUGGUGACCAAGUUUGGAAGCCGUGGCACCUCGGAGCGCCAGUUUGCAGGGCCACACUUUGUCGCCGUCAACAACAAGAACGAGAUCGUGGUGACUGACUUUCACAACCACUCCGUGAAGGUAUACAGUGCUGACGGAGAGUUCCUCUUCAAGUUUGGCUCACAUGGCGAGGGGAAUGGGCAGUUCAAUGCCCCAACGGGGGUCGCCGUCGACUCCAACGGGAACAUCAUUGUGGCCGACUGGGGCAACAGCCGGAUCCAGGUUUUCGACAGCGCAGGCUCCUUCCUGUCUUACAUCAAUACCACGGCAGACCCCCUCUACGGGCCGCAGGGCUUGGCGCUGACGUCCGACGGACACGUGGUGGUGGCCGACUCUGGCAACCACUGCUUCAAGGCCUACCGCUACCUGCAGUAGCCCCGGGGGGCAGGCUGGGCCCGGGAGGGGGCCGCGGGGCUUCCCCUUCCUGCCCACCUGCUGGCCUUAAGGACGAUGGGCUCGGGUGGGGGGGCUGGACCCUCA
Messenger RNA from Lacerta agilis (Sand lizard), 2531 nucleotides. It is a transcript of the gene TRIM3, whose product is annotated as tripartite motif containing 3. Bases 45 to 2426 code for a protein of 793 amino acids. Lineage: Eukaryota; Metazoa; Chordata; Lepidosauria; Squamata; Lacertidae. The record is from RefSeq and is a predicted model, not a curated record. The transcript is spliced from 12 exons. Gene Ontology annotation, biological process: protein polyubiquitination; negative regulation of translation; proteasome-mediated ubiquitin-dependent protein catabolic process. Gene Ontology annotation, molecular function: ubiquitin protein ligase activity; translation repressor activity; zinc ion binding.